GCUGCUGCUUAUCUUUCCGCAGCGGCCUUCAUCUGCUCCCUCCCCCACCACUUCUAAUUAAGUCUCCCCACUCCCUCAACUCUCUCUCCUUAAGUUUCACCCAAUCCUACAGAUUCAAUCAAUCCAGCUUUUGGGAAGCAAUUCUGAUUUCAAUUCCUCAAAGAAAAAUGGGUCUUUGUGGAAGCAAAAGCAAGCAUACCGUUGCGACCAGAGACAUCGACGGCUACUUCUCCCAAGAGCCAACUCCGCCGGCAGUGGCGGUGGAAGCAACGAAGGAGAGUCCCCGUACCCCUCCACCUCCGUCCUCCGGCGCCAGCACCAUCCUCGGGAAGCCGUUCGAGGAGGUGCGGUCACUCUACUCCCUGGGGAAGGAGCUCGGCCGCGGCCAGUUCGGCGUCACGUACGUGUGCACCGACCGAGCCACCGGCGCCACCUACGCUUGCAAGUCCAUCUCCAAGCGCAAGCUCUCCCGCCGGAGCGACCGAGACGACGUGAAGCGGGAGGUGCAGAUCAUGCAGCACCUGAGCGGGCAGGCCAACAUCGUGGAGUUCCGCGGCGCGUACGAGGACCGCAACUCGGUGAACGUGGUCAUGGAGCUCUGCGCAGGCGGCGACCUCUUCGACCGGAUCAGCGCCAAGGGGGACUACUCGGAGCGGGAGGCGGCGGCGGUGGGCCGGGCGGUGGUGGGAGUGGUGAACACCUGCCACUUCAUGGGGGUGAUGCACCGGGAUCUGAAACCGGAGAACUUCUUGCUGACCACUAACGACGAGGACGCCAUGCUCAAGGCCACCGACUUCGGCCUCUCCGUCUUCAUCGAGGAAGGAAAAGUGUACAAAGACAUGGUUGGAAGUGUUUACUACAUUGCUCCUGAAGUUCUAAAGCAACGUUACGGGAAGGAGAUCGAUGUAUGGAGCGCGGGUGUGAUUUUGUACAUCCUACUCAGUGGUGUUCCUCCUUUUUGGGCUGAAACCGAAAGAGGGAUAUUCGAUGCCAUUUCGAAGGGGGAAUUCGACUUUGAAAGUACUCCUUGGCCAACAAUAUCAAGCAGUGCCAAAGAUCUAAUUGUGAAGAUGCUAACCAUGGAUCCAAAGAAAAGAAUUACAGCAUCUGAAGCCCUUCAACAUCCAUGGCUCAAAGAAGGUGGAGAGGCAUCUGAUAAACCUAUAGACAGUGCUGUGCUUAUAAGGCUGAAGCAAUUCAAAGCAAUGAACAAACUUAAGAAGAUGGCACUAAAGGUGAUUGCUGAAAACCUUUCCGAGGAGGAAAUCAAAGGACUCAAGCAGAUGUUUAGCAACAUGGACACCGACAAGAAUGGUUCAAUCACAUAUGAAGAGCUAAAGACAGGAUUGGCACGACUUGGCUCAAAGCUAUCAGAGACUGAAAUCAAGCAGCUUGUGGAAGCUGUAAGAUGGAUUUGCACACUAAGGGCUGAUGUCGAUGGAAAUGGGACCAUCGACUACAUUGAAUUCAUCACCGCUACAAUGCACCGGCAUAAACUAGAAAGGGAUGAGCAUUUAUACAAAGCCUUUCAGUACUUUGACAAAGACAACAGUGGGUUUAUUACAAGAGAUGAGCUGGAAUCAGCCAUGAAAGAACAAGGAAUGGGUGAUGCAGAAACUAUCAAGGAAAUUAUAUCAGAAGUUGAUAGAGACAAUGAUGGAAAGAUCAACUAUGACGAAUUCUGUUCUAUGAUGAGGAGCGGAAUACAGAAAGAGUGAAGCUUAUGCAACUUGUUUGGCCAAGACCAAACCCAUCGAUGAUUAAUGGAGUUUCUUGAUAUUUUAUUGUCUUCAUUGUGAUUCAAGAGGGGUGGUGAUAGAAUAUGUUUCAUCCUGUCAUUGUUCAUGUUUCAUGAACUGACAAAAAGGAAAACCUGGUUCAAUUUAUAAAAUUUGGUUCAUAAUGUAUCUUUCUCUUGUGAACAGAAAUCAGUGCUUUCAGCCUUCA
Zingiber officinale is the source of this 1947-nucleotide messenger RNA. Its product is annotated as calcium-dependent protein kinase 19-like. Gene Ontology annotation, molecular function: calcium ion binding; ATP binding; calcium/calmodulin-dependent protein kinase activity. NCBI's taxonomy places the organism in Eukaryota, Viridiplantae, Streptophyta, Magnoliopsida, Zingiberales, Zingiberaceae. Gene Ontology annotation, biological process: intracellular signal transduction; protein autophosphorylation; peptidyl-serine phosphorylation. Gene Ontology annotation, cellular component: nucleus; cytoplasm. The record is from RefSeq and is a predicted model, not a curated record. Bases 168 to 1718 code for a protein of 516 amino acids. The transcript is spliced from 9 exons.